Messenger RNA from Bombus huntii, 1857 nucleotides. RefSeq names its product probable tRNA (uracil-O(2)-)-methyltransferase. Gene Ontology annotation, biological process: tRNA methylation. The record is from RefSeq and is a predicted model, not a curated record. The transcript is spliced from 2 exons. NCBI's taxonomy places the organism in Eukaryota, Metazoa, Arthropoda, Insecta, Hymenoptera, Apidae. Bases 1 to 1839 code for a protein of 612 amino acids. Gene Ontology annotation, molecular function: tRNA (uridine) methyltransferase activity; metal ion binding.
AUGGAUUUCAAAACCAUAAUACGUGAUCAAAGUGGAAUUAAUGCGUCACAAUUUUUCAAAGCCAUUAGUAUAUGGCGUCGUAAUCCUCAAACUGUAAACCGUAGAAUUCUUGCAUCUAUUGAAAUACUGGAUAUCGAAACUAGCUGCGAUAUCUUCCAAAUUUUUCAGCGUAUUAAUACCCUGGAUAUUUCAACUUUAAGUACAGAUCAUCAAACAGACAACAUUGAUAACAUAAAAUUACUAGAAGUACUGCACAUUUCUGAUCAGGUGGCUGUUACAGCCAAAAGGAAGAUUCACUUAUAUGUGGCAAAACAGUUGCCACGUAUGCCACACAUAUUUUCCAGUGGUAUUGAAUUUCUUUUAUCCAAUAAUGAAGAGGGUUGCAUAAUAAAUGUCCACAAACCCUUUCUCUCGCAUAAACAGUCUCUUGGUGCUAAAAUAGCAUUUAUGUUACAACAAGGAACAGACGGUUAUACAUCCCUUAGUGUCUAUGGAGAGAAUAACAUUAUAUCCGAUUUCAGCAUUGAAUGGUUAAAGCAGAAACUUUUCCCAUGUAUCCUGAAAUGGGCAAGAAGCAGCGACUCAGAAAGAACAUCGAUCCCGUUGACUUCAUUGAAUCUCGUGUCAGCUGAAAAAUAUGCAAAAUUGUAUUGUAAGUUGAAGGAGAAAUAUGGUACGAAAUUGAUAAAGAACUGGCCUGAAAGUACAGAUCCAACGAAAUUUGUUUAUGAGGAUAUUGCAAUCGCUGCCUAUUUACUGUUAUUGUGGGAGAAUGAGAGAUUUGAAAAGAAAACUAAUAAUUUACAAUCGUUUCUCGAUUUGGGAUGCGGUAAUGGUUUACUCGUGCACAUCCUAUUUAACGAAGGUCACCGCGGAUUAGGAAUUGAUUUGCGAAGGAGGAAAAUAUGGGAUUUAUACCCACCUGAAACUCCAUUGCAAGUUUCUACCGUUGUUCCAUCGUCUACGACUGUAUAUCCGGAAGUAGACUGGAUCAUAGGAAACCAUUCAGACGAGUUAACACCAUGGAUUCCGAUAAUUGCUGCACGUAGCUCUAACAACUGUCGUUUCUUUUUAUUACCCUGUUGUCCAUAUGAACUUAAUGGCGCAAAGUAUCAAAGGUACUGUGCCUCGAAAAGUCAAUAUUCGGAGUACAUUGAUUAUGUGAGAAGUAUAUGCGUCCAGUGUGGUUUUACAACACAUCUUGAUAAAUUAAGAAUUCCCUCUACGAAACGAAUAUGCCUGAUUGGAUGGGAAAGAACGCCCGAAGGGGUUAAAGAACUCGAAGAUCGUAUUCAACAAAUGCUAAGUACAAAGACAACUUUGACUUGGCAAAAAUACGAAUUGAGUGAUAAAACAGUCGAUAGUGAAAUAGUUGAAGAAUGGACUUGUGACUUUAAGCCAAGAGACAAAGUGGAAAAAGUACGAAAUUGUACACAAUUAGACAAAACAUUAAUUGCAAAUAUUGUUGAUAUCGUAUCGAAUCAGUUGCUUCAUGAAGGUCGCAUUAUGACUAUCGAAGGAACACCCAAAAAACUUUGGAACGCUGGCAGAUGCCUUGAAUUACGUGAAAUAGCUGAAUCAAUUCCUAAAGAAGCUAUGAUACAUUUGCGAAAAGAAUGCGGAGGUCUUCAAACUUUACUAAAAAAUCAUAGCUAUAUAUUUCGUGUUACUCAAGGAAGGGUAGAAUUUAGAAUACCUGGAACAGGAGGAAGAAUUAAUGAAAAAUCAAAAAAAUAUAAGUUACCAUUGCCAUGCACGAAGACUAAACCCUGUUGGUUUUAUAAAAAUCAUCCGAAUGGUUGUCCUGUAACUGAAACAAAAUGUAAUUACAAACAUUAAUAUGAUACCUUGAUCAAA